This is a messenger RNA of Monodelphis domestica (gray short-tailed opossum), 3889 nucleotides long. It is a transcript of the gene CRK, whose product is annotated as CRK proto-oncogene, adaptor protein. Gene Ontology annotation, cellular component: cytoplasm. Gene Ontology annotation, molecular function: signaling adaptor activity; receptor tyrosine kinase binding. Lineage: Eukaryota; Metazoa; Chordata; Mammalia; Didelphimorphia; Didelphidae. The record is from RefSeq and is a predicted model, not a curated record. Gene Ontology annotation, biological process: cell migration; enzyme-linked receptor protein signaling pathway.
CGGGGCGGGCAGGCCGGCCGGCCGACGCGCGGGCGUGGAGGGGCGCGCGCGCGGGUGGAGGGGCGGCAGCGGCGGCGGCGGCAUCGUCUUCGGCGGGCCAGGCCCGGGCCCGGGCCCAGGCCCAGCGUGUCGGGGCGGAGGCGGCCAUGGCGGGCAACUUCGACUCGGAGGAGCGGAGCAGCUGGUACUGGGGGCGGCUGAGCCGGCAGGAGGCUGUGGCGCUGCUGCAGGGCCAGCGGCACGGGGUCUUCCUGGUGCGGGACUCGAGCACCAGCCCCGGGGACUAUGUGCUCAGCGUCUCGGAGAACUCUCGCGUCUCCCACUACAUCAUCAACAGCAGCGGCCCGCGCCCGGCCUCCGCCGCCGCCGCCCCGCCGCUGCCCCUGCCGCCGGCUGCCGCGCAGCCUGGGCCCGGGCUCAACCCCUCCAGACUUCGAAUAGGAGAUCAAGAGUUUGAUUCAUUGCCUGCUUUACUGGAAUUCUACAAAAUACACUAUUUGGACACUACAACCUUGAUAGAACCUGUUCCCAGAUCCAGGCAGCACAGUGGAGUAAUUCUCAGGCCAGAGGAAGAGUAUGUGCGAGCUCUCUUUGACUUUAAUGGGAAUGAUGAAGAAGACCUUCCGUUUAAGAAAGGAGACAUCUUGAAAAUCCGAGAUAAGCCUGAAGAGCAGUGGUGGAAUGCAGAGGACAGCGAAGGCAAGAGGGGAAUGAUACCUGUCCCUUACGUCGAGAAGUAUAGACCUGCCUCCGCCUCAGUAUCAGCUUUGAUUGGAGGUAACCAGGAUAAUUCCCACCCACAGCCACUGGGUGGGCCGGAGCCCGGGCCCUAUGCCCAGCCCAGCGUCAACACUCCGCUCCCUAACCUCCAGAAUGGGCCCAUUUAUGCCAGGGUUAUCCAGAAGCGAGUCCCUAAUGCCUACGACAAGACAGCCUUGGCUUUGGAGGUCGGUGAGCUGGUAAAGGUCACGAAGAUUAAUGUCAGUGGCCAGUGGGAAGGGGAGUGUAAUGGCAAACACGGGCACUUCCCAUUCACGCAUGUCCGCCUGCUGGAUCAACAGAAUCCUGACGAGGACUUCAGCUGAGUGUAGCUCAACAGUUUGGCUGACAGAUGGGAACAAUCUCAGUUUUUUUCCAACUGCCAUCUAUACAAUUUUCCUACCAAUGUCAAAAGCAGUAUAGUUUAUAUAUAAGCAUUCUGUUACCCUUGAUCUUUUGGGACUGAAUUACUCCAUGCCUAACCUUGGUUCAAAAUAUUCAGGGUACGAAAUUGGAUGGCUUCUGGGUCAACUUGUAAAAUCACUGAUCAUAGGUGGUAAUGGCUCUUUGUCAGGCAUACUGUUCCAUGCUGCCUGCCUGCCCGCCUGCCCGCAUGUUGUGUAAGGGAGAGAAAACAUCACACUGGGUUUUACUGAUUUGGGUUUUUUUCCCCUAAACUGGUCAUCUAUUUUAAGUAGGUUCCUCCCUUACUCUCAUGCAAAGCAAAUCAACCUUAGGAAAAUUGAUGGACAGGUAGUAGGAGUGUUGCACCCUGUUUAUUAUCCUUAUUUACUUUGUGGUUUUGUGUUUUCAUUCUCAAUCCAUGCCAUAAAUGACUAUAGACUGUAUUUUUUCAUCAUGAAGAAAUUGUGCACAGAGUGAUUAGGAACUUUUUAAAAGGUCACCCUGUCCAUUGGGAUUGUUUUCUAAUUAAUGACAAUGACCACUGUAAGACAUUCUGGCAUUUCAGAUCCUAAGAAUUUUGAGGACACUAUUCGAAGCAUCCUUCCUUCUUGGUCAAUGCUUCUUAUUUUUUCUUAGGAUUGAUUUAUUAUUAAAUUAGUUCUGCUAACAUUUGGCAUUCUUUUUUCCCCCUAAAUCUACAGAUAUAUAACUUAAGAGAACUGUAGGUUUGAGAACAUGUUGUGAAAUAGAAUAUGCAGAGCACUGGACUCAUUAGCACACAGCUUUAAGCCAGUCUUUUACUUAGUGGACAGACAAGCCCUGCCCUUUCUCCGAAGAGGAGAAAAAGGGUCACAGGUAUCAGGGACUUUACUUACCCUUGCUUGCCCAGUCAGGGCCAUUCUUCCUGAGUUGUGGCCUGGGGGAGUCUCUCAAAUUCCUGUAUACAGUCUUUGGAGUAGAAGGACCAAUCACUUAAGACUAUUCCAUGAAAGGUUUUGGGGCCAAGUCUGGUCUUCUGCAUCUGUGCAGCCUGCAAGCAAGGCAGCAGGAUUUAGUGCUUGAGGCAGUGCUUCUGAAUCAAAUCAUGACAACUUGUGAUGAACCAUUGAACCUGGGCCAGAUCCGGGCUUGAAGUAGCUCACAUUGUAAACUGGCUGAAUUGUCAGCUGUCAUUGUUUUUCUUUGUGUUCCGAUAUAGUUUACAGACCUUACUAACCAUGAUGUUAGUGAUUUUCAAUGGGGUGAGGUGUUCCAAGUACACGGUUAUGACCAAAAAUGUUCUAGAACAUUUUGAGUACACUGACCCGGAAGUUAGUGCCUGGUACAUGAAGGUGCUUAAUUAAUGCUUGCUGAUUAAUCAGGAGGCAUCUAGAAAUGGUUUUUUUAUUGUGUCAGAGACACACACACACACACACACAUACCCCAGAAUAAGAAGUAAUUUUACAGUAUUUCCCCUGAGAUGACCCAGUGCUUCAAAGGUUAGUUCCUGGUAGAGGGACAUGAGUUGAAGCCAGUGGAAGACAAUCGAUUCCCACUUAUCCCUGCAUAAUUGCAAGGAUCAAUGGUGUGGAUAACAUAAAAGCAUUUGUAUUUGGCUUUGUAACACAUUUUAUUAAAUUUUUAAAUUGUUUACCUUCUUAAUCAUGUUUUCAUAGGUUAAUACAAGAUGAGUUUGUAGUUGCUGAGCAUGCCAAAAGAUGGUGGAAGAAAAAAGCAAGCUUCCUAUCAUGCUGGGUGAUGAUUGGGGGAGAGCCUUGGGUUAGUGAGCAAAUCCAAUGCAAAUAUAUGAGUUGACUGUAAUUAAGAAAAUAGUUUUACCUCACACUACAGUAAAACUUGAGAGACCUUUAAUCUUCAGCUUUUCUUUAUGUGUUAGCACAGUGCUACGCACACAGGCACUCAGUAAAUGAUUUGAAUUCCUAGAUUUAACUCAUUUUGUUCUGCUUUGUCUAAUUGGUUAGUCAGGUUUUGGUGAAUGAGCACAGAUUGUUAAAACCUAAAUGCAUAUUAAUUCAGUGCUGUUUCCCUGAAAGUAUGGUAUUUGAAAUCUUUGUGGAGAAAACUGUUAGAACUGAUGGGGAAUUUUAUAUUUCGCUUUGCCUUUGCCUUUCAAAUUGGCUUGUAAUAAUGGUUAUAUAUAAUUUUGUCACGUAUAAAAUUAUCAAGACCCACAUUUUUGCCCAAAUCAUGAGCAUUUUUAAUGGUUGAUUGUCUGUGAUCAUAAAAGCAGGGACGUUUCUCUUGGAGCAUUAAGAUUUGAUUGUGCAUGGGCAGUUGCUGAACCAUAAGAAAUCAAAUGUCUUCUAUAGAUAUUCUCUGGAAGUAAAAUAUUAGUACACUAUUUAAUUGUAAAUGUGCAUUACAUCAUGGAGCAAAAGUAAAUCUAAAUUGGCUGCUAUGUUUUAUAUAAUCUCCUUUCAGCAAAGCCCAUUCUUUCAAUAUUAAUAUUUGACAUGAUUAAUUCUGGUUAAUUUGUUGGAAUUCUUGUUAAUAAUGCAAAUAGAUAAUUUUUAAUUAUCCUUUAGUAACAUUUCACUAUUAAUGGUUUGGAAAGGGUGAUAAGCAAACCAAUUUGAAACAAAAUAUAAACAUGUGCCAUUGUAUUAUAACACUAUACACUUUCUUGACAGUUAAAAUCUUUUUUUAAAAAUUUUUUUUGUAGCAUGUAAUGUAUAUGUUUAUAUAUGUAGUAAAUAAAAAUAUGGCCAAAUGAUUGGCUUGGUGA